Rhododendron vialii is the source of this 1838-nucleotide messenger RNA. Its product is annotated as probable E3 ubiquitin-protein ligase RHC2A. Gene Ontology annotation, biological process: protein ubiquitination. The transcript has a single exon. The coding region runs from base 203 to 1402 and encodes 399 amino acids. Lineage: Eukaryota; Viridiplantae; Streptophyta; Magnoliopsida; Ericales; Ericaceae. Gene Ontology annotation, cellular component: cytoplasm. The record is from RefSeq and is a predicted model, not a curated record. Gene Ontology annotation, molecular function: ubiquitin protein ligase activity.
CCAUUAUCGCAUCCCCCUCUCUCUCCUCCGCCCAAACCCGCUCCUCUCUCUCUCUCUCUCUCUCUACCCCCGGGAUUAUUAUUCCAAAAUUCACAAGUUUAAAAAGAUUUGAUUUUUCGGGGGUGUAAACAUUCAUUUCUUGACAAAAAGAUUUGAUUUUUCCUAGGCAAAAUCUAUUCCUAGGAUUUGUGCGUCGGUAUUGAUGUCUAACGGGGGAUCAUCGUCCUCCUCGUACUGGUGCUACAGAUGCAGCCGAUUCGUUAGGGUUCGCGCCAACCAAGACUCCAUCUCUUGUCCCGAUUGCGACGGAGGAUUCAUCGAGCAGAUCCCCGACGACCACCACGUCCCGACCCGAUCCACCCUGUCCGACUCCCGACGGCGCCGUUUCCCCGCCGCCGCCAUGUACAUGAUCGGCAACGGUCGGAACUCCAACCUCGGCUCGAGCCCCGCGCUCCGCAGGAGCAGGAGGAACGGUGGGGACCGGUCCCCGUUCAACCCCGUCAUCGUCCUACGUGGCCCCUCCGACGACGGUAAUAAUAACAAUAACAACAAUAAUAAUGGGUUGGAGUUGUAUUACGACGAUGGGGUCGGCUCGGAGCUGAGGCCGUUGCCUGCGAGCAUGUCGGAGUUUCUACUAGGGUCGGGUUUCGAGAGGCUUCUGGAUCAGUUAUCCCAAAUCGAAGUCAACGGAAUAGGGCGCGUCGAUCACUCCCCGGCUUCCAAGGCCGCCAUCGAGUCGAUGCCCACGAUCCAUAUCGACUCGGCCCACGUCGUUACGGAAUCUCACUGCGCCGUCUGUAAAGAGGCGUUCGAGUUGGGCACAGAAGUCAAGGAAAUGCCGUGCAAGCACAUAUACCACUCCGAUUGCAUACUCCCCUGGCUUUUGAUGCGGAAUUCCUGCCCCGUUUGCCGCCACGAAUUGCCUUCUGAAGGUAGUGCUGAUAGGAACACGGUCGAGCCGAAUAGAGGGCAAAUUGAAAAUGAUGAUGAGGCUAUUGGGUUAACGAUAUGGAGGCUUCCGGGGGGAGGGUUUGCAGUGGGGAGGUUUUCGGGAGGGAGGAGAGGUGGGGGAGGAGGCGGGGGCGGAGGGGAGAGGGAGCAUACGGUUGUGUACACAGAGAUGGACGGGGGUUUCAACAACGGGGGCGCUCCGAGGAGGGUUUCGUGGGCGUCCAGAGGGAAUGCGUCAAGAGAGGGUGGUGGUGGUGGUGGUUUGAGACGGGUUUUUCGGAACUUGUUUGGUUGUUUCGGGGGAAUCGGUUCCUCCUCGGCCUCUACUUCUAGUUCGGGAUCUCAGUUGAGUCACAGAAGUGGUUCUUCUCCGUCCUCGGUUUUCAGCACGUCGUUUCGGAGGCGCAGGGAUCUGGCUUUCGACACUAGUAAUGGUAUGCGGAGAUGGUGAUUUUAUGGGCUGGAGAAACCUUAUGAGAAUUCUGUUAAUUGAGAGGAAAUGCUAUGUUGAAGACAUACUUGCCUAGUUGAUGUUAAUUGCAAGAAAUGAGAAAACAAAUGAGAUUUGUAAAGUCGCCUAAGUGCAUUAUGCCUAUGAUAAUUGCAGAUGGAAGACUCCAGUGACUUGGUAAUUGAAAACAUGAUGGAGCAAAGGAGAUUCUUUUCUAAAGGAAGGAACUUUCGGUUGAUUAUUGGAUUGCAGUUAAGAAGGUACAUGGACUCGUGUAUCGCUGUGACAUUGGACUUGAGAGUAGGUGCAGUAUGUUUUUAUUUGUAUUUUCUCUUGUUUCCCAUAAUGCUUUUUCAAUUUCCAAUUUUUAGGUAGCUCUAAUUUCAUGCCUUUAUGUUGAGUUAUUUUCUUUUAUGAAAUUUAAAGUUUUUGUGAA